AUGUUCUCUGCCAUGUUAACGGACGUCUACCGUUACGAACGCCCUGAGAUCCGCAUCGCCUACAGGACGGACGGCCAACUCCUCAACCACCGGCGGAUGCACUUCCAGUCGCGUGUGUCCACAACCGCCGUCCACAAACUUCUCAUCGCCGACGACUGUGUCCUCAACACCACCUCUGAAGGGGACAUGCACAGGAGCAUGAACCUCUUCGCCGCCGCCCGCGACAGCUGCGGCCUGAUCAUCAACACGGAGAAGCCGGUGGUUAUGCAUCGAGCGCCACUCGACAAUGACUACAUCGCACACCAAAUCAACGCGAACGGCGCCCAAUUGCAAGUCGUAAACAUUACCUACUUUGGCACCACCUUUUCUCGCAAAAGUAGAAACAGAGAUUCAGUGGCCCGCUGAACUUCCAAGGCCAGUCAAUCUUCGUCGUCUGCAAAGCACGGGCUGGAACCGACACGGUCUCCAUCUCAACAUUAAACUGAAAAUGUACAGGGCAGUUAUCCUGCCGACGUUGCUGUGUGGAGCGGAGACUUGGACGCUGUACAAGGAGCAGGUACCUUGAUUAAAUCAUCCCCACCUCAGUUGCCUUCGACGGAUACUGAAGCUAAGAUGGCAGGACCGGAUGCCGAACGCGGAUUUACUGGAGCAGACAAGAAUCCUCAGCAUUUAUGCCAUGCUGAGACAGCUGCAACUGCGUUGGAGAGACCACCUCGUGCGGAUGAACGACGAGCGGUUGCCCAAACGAUUCUUCUACGGAAAUUUCGCCACGGGUUGCCGCUGGCCAGGAAGCCAACUCCGGUGCUACAAGGAUACCAUGAAGACCUGCCUAAAGAGCCUACAAAUCGACCCGACCAACUGGGCGAACCUCGCCCCGGACUGACCGACCUUGCGGACAGCAGUGAAUACUGGCGCAGAGAUCUACGAAGCCAACCGCAUUACCGCCGCCAAGGCCAAACACGAAGCUCGUAAAUCUCAACUGAACCCGCCUCGCAACGCAACAAUCAACCGCCUCUGACCUGCCCACGCUACCAGCGGACGUUCCGGGCAUCAAUCGGUUUCAUUGGACAUCUUCAUACUAACUACAGCACUCGGACGACACCACCCGAUGUCCCCCCGUCGACAUCUUCCUCGUCAUCCACGCCGACAAUCAACAUUGACCGCACUCCCGAAUCCCCACUACCAUCCUUCCCCUCCUCCUUUUCCGCCUUCUCCUCCAUCGCCUUAAAAUCCGCCGCGGCGGCUCCUGCACCCAGCGUCACUGCACUCAAUCCUAACACACCCACAAAAAUCAACCUCAUCAACACCAACACCAGCGAUGUGGACUCGGCCCAUUUCUGUCCUCAUUGA
Messenger RNA from Spirometra erinaceieuropaei, 1350 nucleotides. Lineage: Eukaryota; Metazoa; Platyhelminthes; Cestoda; Diphyllobothriidea; Diphyllobothriidae. The record is from the annotation of a GenBank genome assembly.